AUGUCUCAACAGAGCAACAACCAGGAGAACAGUACAUCGCUGAAAGGGAACUCUAGAGAUGGCUCGAAUGGGGGUACCAGCACGAGCACGAGUAGCCUCACGAAUGCCGGUCCUAGUAGCGAUGGGCAGUUCUGGAACAGCACACAACGACUGGCGAAAAAAUACCGCACCGAGGUUGCCGCUUCGGCCUCGAGCGUGCUGUCCACCAUGUCCACGUUCCCCCUGGACAGCGUCAAGACACGGAUGCAGACGUACAAAUAUGCCGGAUUUGUCGAUUGUGUCAAGCAGACAUAUCACACCGAGAGGCUCAGGGGCUUCUUUCGAGGCGUCACGGCCCCGAUGCUCAGCAUAACUGCGGUACGGACUGUGUCGUUUUCCAUCUAUCAGCGCUCCAAAUACGCAUAUAGUGACUGGGUCAAACGCAACUUUGGCUUUGAUGUCAUGAGCCAUGUCGCCUCCCACGGGUCGUUGCCCAAUUUCUGGACUGUUGCCACCUUUGGCGCCGCUGGCGCAACGGCCGGAUCGUGCAUAACUUUGAUAGCUUGCCCAUUCGAGUUGACUAAGCUCAGCGCGCAAGUUUCAGUUUUAAUGGCAGACAAGAAGAAUUGCCUAAAACCGGGAAGCCAUGCCAUUGCUGCGAGUUACCAAAACAAGGGAACUCUGAAGACAAUGGGAAACAUUGUGAAGCACCGAGGGCUAGGCGGUCUUUACACAGGAUUCGGCUUGCAUUUGACCCGAGAUACCCUCGGUACCGCCAUGUACUUCAUUACUUACGAAAGCAGCAAACAGCUGCUUACUACUUUUGGCGGGGCUGGCACCCAUAACAACCCCUUCGCAGUGUUGAUCGCCGGUGGCAUGUGCGGAAUAGUCUCUUGGGCAUUAAUCUACCCGGUCGACUCAGCCAAGAGCAUUUAUCAACGCAACUCGCUCAUGUAUUCAAAAGGCGAAAAGGUCGAGCCCGUCAAGAUUCGUUUUUUCCAGCGCAACAUGUAUCGCGGUCUUGGUGUAUCAAUGGCCCGGUCUUGUGCUGUUAACGCCGUCUUCUUCUCGUCAUUCGAAUUCUUGAAGAAACGCAUCAAGGCCAUGGAAGACCAUUAG
Molecule: messenger RNA, 1098 nt
Organism: Neurospora tetrasperma FGSC 2508
Lineage: Eukaryota; Fungi; Ascomycota; Sordariomycetes; Sordariales; Sordariaceae
Exons: 5
Coding region: 1-1098 (365 amino acids)
Biological process (GO): transport
Molecular function (GO): transmembrane transporter activity
Source: RefSeq, a predicted model, not a curated record